CUCGGCCCCGCCGUCUCCUCCCCUUCCUGUGCCGGCCGGAAAGUGCCGCGUGUUCCGCAGCCAUGGAGUAUCUGCCGGCCCCCGCGGCCCCGGCGCAGGGACACAUCCUGUGCUGCCAGUGCGGUGUCCCCAUCCCGCCCAACCCGGCCAACAUGUGCGUGGGCUGCCUGCGGGCCCAGGUGGACAUCACCGAGGGCAUCCCCAAGCAGGGCACGGUGCAUUUCUGCAAGCAGUGCGAGAGGUACCUCCAGCCCCCAGGAACCUGGAUCCAGUGUGCCCUGGAAUCGAGAGAGCUGCUGGCUUUGUGUCUGAAGAAAAUCAAAGCUUCCCUGAGCAAGGUCCGGCUGAUUGAUGCAGGGUUCAUUUGGACAGAACCACAUUCCAAGAGGAUCAAGCUCAAAUUGACUGUUCAGAAAGAGGUGAUAAAUGGGGCAGUUCUGCAGCAGGUGUUUGUGGUGGAGUACGUUGUUCAGUCUCAGAUGUGUGAAGACUGUCACAGGAUUGAAGCCAAGGAUUUCUGGAAAGCUGUGGUGCAAGUCAGGCAGAAGACUGUGCACAAGAAGACUUUUUACUAUUUGGAGCAGCUGAUUUUGAAGCACAGGCUCCAUCAAAACACACUGAGGAUCAAAGAAAUCCACGAUGGCCUGGAUUUCUAUUACUCUUCCAAGCAACAUGCCCAGAAGAUGGUGGACUUCCUUCAGUGCACAGUUCCAUCCAGAUCCAAAUCAUCCCAACGUCUGAUCUCCCACGACAUUCACAGUAAUGUCUACAACUACAAAAGCACUUUCUCUGUGGAAAUUGUUCCCAUAUGCAAGGACAAUGUUGUGUGUCUGUCACCCAAGCUGGCCCAGAGCCUGGGGAACAUGAGCCAGAUCUGUGUGUGCAUCAGAGUGACCAGCACCAUCCACCUCAUCGACCCCAGCACUCUGCAGAUUGCUGAAAUCGAUGGCAACACCUACUGGCGCCACCCCUUCAACAGCCUGUUCCACCCCAAGCAGCUGGAGGAGUUCAUCAUCAUGGACAUCAACAGGGUCCAUGAGAAGAAGAAAGGUGCUGGGGCAGGGGCUCGCUCAAACAAGCACACUCUGGCUGAAGCCUGGGUCAGGAAAACCUCAGAGCUGGACACAGAUCACCAAUAUUUCUGCUGCACUCACCUGGGGCACAUCCUGAACCCUGGCGACCUGGUCUUGGGCUUUGACUUGGCCAACUGCAACCUAAAUGAUGAAUUUGCCAACAAGAUGAACCCCCAGCACAUCCCUGACGUGGUGCUGAUCAAGAAGAGCUUUGACCGCUGCAAGCGGCAGCGCCGCAGGAACUGGAAGCUGAAGGAGCUGGAGAGGGACAGGGAAGCCUCAGACACAGAUGAUGAAAGACAAUACCAGGACUUCCUGGAAGAUCUGGAAGAGGAUGAGACCAUCAGGAAAAAUGUCAACAUUUACAGAAAUGCAGAUAUUCCAGUGGAGAGUGACACAGAUGAUGAUGGAGCUCCACGGAUCAGCCUGGCUGAGAUGCUGGAGGAUCUCCACAUUUCCCAGGAUGCCACAGGAGGGGAGGGAGCAGAAAUGCUGACAGAGUGAGGACAGUGCCUUGCACCCAAUAAAUAUUCCCUGGGGAGCAAAAACUCCCCAGACCAUCAUUAACCAUCACCAGGUUAAUGGUUAUUAUUAUAUAUAUAAUAUAUAUAUAAUAUAUAUAUUAUUAUAUAUGUAUUAUAUAUAUAUUAUAUAUAUAAUAUAUAUAUUUCCAGGGCCAGGAAAAGUGACAAAACUCCCAUGCACCCCAAAAUAAUGGCCUGGAAUUCAUAUUUUAUGGUUGAUAUCCCAGAGAAUCAGCCAUUAAAGCUCAAUUUCUGGUGGAAGCAUUGCAAUAUGAAUUCCACAAGUUCCUCCCAUCCCUGAGGGAUCUUUCCAUGCAAUUUCUGCAGUGGAGAAAAUAAGGAAAGAUGUCCAGAGGGAGAGAUUUUAUUGCAGUUUUCCUGGAUUUUAGGUAGAGUCCCUACCUAGUGUUGCAGCUUUAAUUUCUCACAUGGGGAAGGUUUUCCCCAUUUUUGGCACAAUGGUUUGAAGCCUUUUAUGACACUGGUAGAUUAUUCCAUAUAUCCAUAUCUAGGGAAGCUCAAGACUAAUUUCUGUUCCCUCACCCAAAGAAAACUUCCCUGCAAAGCCCUUGAUCAGAAAGAUUGGAAAAUCCUGUGGAGUGUGAUGAGUAUUGAACUGUAACCCACGUCUGGAUCAGUGGAUUAAAAGCAACAUGCACAGCAAUGAAUUAAUAAACCAGCUAUAAAGGAUUAAAAACC
Molecule: messenger RNA, 2296 nt
Organism: Zonotrichia albicollis (white-throated sparrow)
Lineage: Eukaryota; Metazoa; Chordata; Aves; Passeriformes; Passerellidae
Gene: NMD3
Product: NMD3 ribosome export adaptor
Biological process (GO): ribosomal large subunit export from nucleus
Cellular component (GO): cytoplasm; nucleus
Molecular function (GO): ribosomal large subunit binding
Source: RefSeq, a predicted model, not a curated record